AUGGCUCGCCACAGUAAGGCGAAAGCGCGGAUCAAGAGGCAGAAGCCGACGAUGAAGUCCAGUACAGACCACCAACCAGAAUACUUGACGAUGCAGCAAGAAGCAAGGAACACAGAAGGCCGGAGUUUGUGGCGUACUGGCUCCAAUUUGCGCCACCAAGGAGUCCGUUUUGUGAGCGCAGGUAACACCCAGCGGAAUGAAAACAACGGGGGAGAGGCUCGUGAAGGGGGCGCCCCCUGGCCAGAAGAAAGCAACAAGCAACCGCCCACGGGAAGGGUUGAGUCGAAGGAGGAUGCACAGGGAUUGAAAAACAAACGCGCAAAGCGCAACGCGUCAUUCUUCGUCGACCUAUCAGGCGAAAGUGGUGCACACACUGGGCUUGCAGACCCCGUUACCACAGUCUCACUAUCCGAGUGUGACAACUCCAGCGAAGAUGAAAUAGUGUUUCAUGGGCGGCGUAGACUUGAAGAAAGACCUCGUAUCAUUGUUGAAGGCCAUGCGAUGAAAGCUGCUGAAACAAAUUACCUCUCGCCAAAAGAACUCGAAUCGCCACCCGAGACAAGGCCACCCACACCGGACUACAAGGUGUGUCCGGUAUCCGAUGGCAUAUCAACAUAUGAGCUGCCACAUAGAAAUCCACGAACAGCGGAUAAUAUCGAGCAGACGAAGACUGUGAUGCAAUACGCGGAGAAAGUUACCCAGGAGGUAUCGGAAAGUGAAGAUGACGAUAUACUAGCUGACUAUAUAGCAAACAUGGCCGAAAAUUACUACGCCGAUCUACAUAGCUCACUAGCUGGUGCUAUGACGCACGAGCCCGAGUAUGGGGUAGAGAUGCCACCGCAGAACACUACGAUCCAUGCGCCCAUUUGCGAUUCUAUUCGUCGUUCCGGCAAAGGGGAAUAUUCGCGUAGGGAUAUCUUGUCGGAACGUAAGCGCAAAAUGAUCCCGCCGUCAAAGUUCAUGCUGAAAUCAGUAGAUGGCGAGAGUGAAGUGAAUGUUACCAACGAUGCAGGAUCGUACGCGCUCCACGAUGUUGCCUCGGCGAGUAACCAUGAUCUACACAGCUCCCAAGUCAAUGACUCCGACGAAGGGGACGCUCUUGAUACUGACCUAGACAUUGAGAGACUUCAGGCACUGGAGUGCGAAGUGCAAGGACGCACCGCCCUUUUUCAACAGAACCGCAAAGACUCACAAUAUGGUAUAUUCGCCUCGGCCACUGCUUUCGCCGACGCCUUGGAAAUUGACCCCUAUUACGGCUUAGAUAUCAUGGAUUUUAACAGGCCAAGCCUUCGGAAAAAGCAAAGAGGAAAGCAUCGCAAUCCAGACUUGGUCUUAUCGGACAGUGAACUGGAAUUGGAACUGGAGAAUGCCUGGCGGAAUGACCGAGAGAAGAAGAAAGCCCGAAAGCAGAAACGAGAAGAACUUCGCUCCCAAGGUCUCCUAGGUCGAGGGGCACAUGACCCAGAUCUGAGAAGCAAAUAUACAAACGGCAUGGGGUUUAGUGAUUUGAAGACGGAGAUACGCAUUUUCCUACUGUCGUCAAGAACCAGUUUGGCUCUUCCGCCUAUGACGAAGCAUCGUAGGAAACUGAUUCAUGAUCUAGCAAAUGCGCUGUCUUUAAAUUCACAAUCACGAGGCAAGGGGUCCUCUAGAUUUCCCAUACUGCACAAGACUUCCCGGACUCCGAGGUACACACAAAAGACCAUUUCCUAUAUCGACCAGAUAUUCUCAAAAGGAAAGUUUAACCACGCAGCCACCAAAUCAUGGGAUCACAAGAUCACAAAGUCUGCUAAACCACCUCGUGGUCGUCCGGACAGUUCUGUCUCAUACAUGGAUGGAGAUAUUGUCGGCGCAUCUGCUCCGGAGAUUGGAGCAGGAAACAAGGGCAGAGCAAUACUGGAAAGAAUGGGUUGGAGUACGGGAACAGCUCUUGGUGCUACUAACAAUAAGGGUAUCCUGUUACCAGUCGCGCAUGUUGUGAAAAAUACCAAGGCUGGUCUAGGGUAG
This is a messenger RNA of Aspergillus caelatus, 2007 nucleotides long. RefSeq names its product putative R3H and G-patch domain protein. NCBI's taxonomy places the organism in Eukaryota, Fungi, Ascomycota, Eurotiomycetes, Eurotiales, Aspergillaceae. The record is from RefSeq and is a predicted model, not a curated record. Bases 1 to 2007 code for a protein of 668 amino acids. Gene Ontology annotation, molecular function: nucleic acid binding. The transcript is spliced from 3 exons.